AGGAUGAGCUAUGGCAGCUUCAUCAUGCCCACCCAGUUUGGCAUUACCUGCCUGUUGGCCGUUAUUGGUAACAGCUUGGUUAUCUGUACAAUCUUAAAGAAAUCUGGCCCUAGCAGUAGCAUCCCAGACAUCAUCAACAGCCUCUCCAUGGUGGACCUGCUUUUCCUUCUGGGCAUGCCCUUCCUCAUCCACCAGCUGCUGGGGAACAGAGCCUGGCACUCUGGAGAGACAAUGUGCACCAUCAUCACUGCCCUGGGUGCCAACAGCCAGUUCACUAGCAUCUAUGUCCUCACUGCUAUGUCUAUCGACUGCUACCUGGCCACCAUCCACCCCUUCACCUCCCGUCCCUUCAGGAAGCCCGUGACAAUCCUUGUCACCUGCAUGCUCUGGGCCCUUCCCUUCCUCAGCAUUAUACCCAUGUGGCUGUAUGCUCAGCUCAUCCCUUCACCUAGAGGUCUACUAGGCCGUGAGAUUCAUUUGCCAGACCCCCAGAGGGACAUUUAUUGGUACACUCUCUACCAAUUCUUCCUAUUUUUUGCCAUCCCUUUUGCCCUCAUCACAGUGGCUUACAGGAGGAUCCUGCUCACGAGGGCCAGGUACUCAGAAGCACUGGUGAGCCAAAGAUGCACCAGGGCUCAAACCAAGAGACUGACCCAUGCAGCAAUUGCUAUUUGUGUGGCCUUCUCCAUUUUCUGGGCACCUUUCCACAGCCUGCAACUUGCCCAGCUCACCAUGACUUACCCCACCCUGCCUUUCUACUACACCUACAACAUGACUAUCAGCCUGGGUUAUGCCAAGAGUUGUCUGAACCCCUUCAUCUACAUCUUGCUGGGCCAAAAUUUCCAGAGGCAGCUUGGGGUCCCUGUAAGGCCAGCAGCUGCAGGGGAGGCUUCCCCAAAUGGGAGCAAAAGCAUUUGGGAGGAUGCACUCAUGUCAGGGCAGCCACUGCUACAUUUGGGGUCCAGCUCUGGCAGGUAG
Messenger RNA from Haliaeetus leucocephalus (bald eagle), 978 nucleotides. Its product is annotated as melanin-concentrating hormone receptor 1-like. Gene Ontology annotation, biological process: neuropeptide signaling pathway. The record is from RefSeq and is a predicted model, not a curated record. Gene Ontology annotation, cellular component: membrane; neuron projection. Gene Ontology annotation, molecular function: neuropeptide binding; melanin-concentrating hormone receptor activity. NCBI's taxonomy places the organism in Eukaryota, Metazoa, Chordata, Aves, Accipitriformes, Accipitridae.